AUGGCCACCGCUGUCGCCCCUAUCACCGGCAUGCUCCGCCGGGGCCUCGUUCUUGACCUGGCCACUGCCUUCGCGGAUGGCUCGGAAAUCUCGAUACGGAGUGCAAUUGGCGUCCAGGAUGCGGAAUGGGGGAUAUGGGAUAUGCUCGAAUUGAGGGGAACUCAGGUGUUCAGAGAAACAAUUGCUGACAGAGAGACGUCGAACCAACAGGUUUCGGAACCACCUUCGGCUACCUCUGGUGGCUUCCACCUCCCCCGUGUCCGCGCUCGUGACACCUACUACGCCAAGCUCGAGCAGGAGCGUCUGAACCAGAAGGCCUAA
Messenger RNA from Paecilomyces variotii, 321 nucleotides. RefSeq lists its product as hypothetical. The transcript is spliced from 4 exons. The coding region runs from base 1 to 321 and encodes 106 amino acids. Gene Ontology annotation, biological process: mitochondrial electron transport, cytochrome c to oxygen. Lineage: Eukaryota; Fungi; Ascomycota; Eurotiomycetes; Eurotiales; Thermoascaceae. The record is from RefSeq and is a predicted model, not a curated record.